AAGUUGCAAAGUCCUGGAGCCUCCAGAGGGCUGUCGGCGCAGUAGCAGCGAGCAGCAGCGUCCGCGCGCUCCGGCGAGGGGCAGACGAGCUCGAGGGAGCGCGGGACAGCGGGAGCUAAAGCCGAGCGCGGACCGACCCGGGACCCACCGCCGUCCCCAGGCCGCCCAGCAGAGCCCCAGCCAUGGCACACCAACUCUUAUGCUGCGAGGUGGAGACCAUCCGCCGGGCGUACCCCGAUGCCAACCUCCUCAACGACCGGGUGCUGCGGGCCAUGCUCAAGGCGGAGGAGACCUGCGCGCCCUCGGUGUCCUACUUCAAGUGUGUGCAGAAGGAGAUCCUGCCGUCCAUGCGGAAGAUCGUGGCCACCUGGAUGCUGGAGGUCUGUGAGGAGCAGAAGUGCGAGGAAGAGGUCUUCCCGCUGGCCAUGAACUACCUGGACCGCUUCCUGUCGCUGGAGCCCGUGAAAAAGAGCCGCCUGCAGCUGCUGGGGGCCACCUGCAUGUUCGUGGCCUCCAAGAUGAAGGAGACCAUUCCCCUGACGGCCGAGAAGCUGUGCAUCUACACUGACAACUCCAUCCGGCCCGACGAGCUGCUGCAAAUGGAGCUGGUCCUGGUGAACAAGCUCAAGUGGAACCUGGCCGCGAUGACCCCGCACGAUUUCAUCGAGCACUUCCUCUCCAAAAUGCCCGUGGCCGAGGAGAACAAACAGAUCAUCCGGAAGCACGCGCAGACCUUCGUCGCCCUCUGUGCCACAGACGUGAAGUUCAUUUCCAACCCGCCUUCCAUGGUGGCAGCGGGGAGCGUGCUGGCCGCGGUGCAAGGCCUGCCCCUGGGGAGCUCCAACAGCUUCCUGUCCUAUCCGCGCCUCACCCGGUUCCUCUCCAAAGUGAUCAAGUGUGACGCGGACUGUCUCCGGGCGUGCCAGGAGCAGAUCGAGGCCCUGCUGGAGUCCAGCCUGCGCCAGGCCCAGCAGCAGAGCCUAGACCCCAAGGCGGCGGAGGAGGAGGAGGAGGAGGAGGAGGCCGACCUGGCCUGCACACCCACCGACGUUCGAGACGUGAACAUUUGAGGGCGCGCGUGCGUGGCGCGGGAGGGGCCGGCCCCGGGUGCUCCCUGGACAGGACCGCUCCUCGCCAGGACCGGUCACGACCAGAAGGGAAAGCUUCCUUCUCCUUUACUGUCGGUUUUUUUCCUUUGCUCUUUCUCCCUUCCGUCUCUG
Molecule: messenger RNA, 1220 nt
Organism: Lynx canadensis (Canada lynx)
Lineage: Eukaryota; Metazoa; Chordata; Mammalia; Carnivora; Felidae
Gene: CCND1
Product: cyclin D1
Exons: 5
Coding region: 183-1070 (295 amino acids)
Biological process (GO): positive regulation of G1/S transition of mitotic cell cycle; mitotic cell cycle phase transition; regulation of cyclin-dependent protein serine/threonine kinase activity
Cellular component (GO): nucleus; cyclin-dependent protein kinase holoenzyme complex; cytoplasm
Molecular function (GO): cyclin-dependent protein serine/threonine kinase regulator activity
Source: RefSeq, a predicted model, not a curated record